AUGGAGAGAAAAGAAAAAGAAGUGACGAGAGGGGAAAAAAAGCAAGAAUUAAUGGUGAAAAAGUUGAAACGCGGGAUUUUGGUAGGGAAAAGAGCAGGCCCCUCUACUCCUUCACCCACUUGGAGACUUGAGUUUACAUCUCCAAAUGUAAAAAACUCCAUUGCUCAAGAAUUUGUUACUAAUCAUCCUACAUCAGCAGUUUCUGCUAGAAAACUUUGUGCCAGUCUCUGGGAGAUUCAGCCCCACCGCCUCUCACUUCCUCAAAUGCCAAAGCCAAGUUUUAAAAACAAACACAAGGGUUUUGAUCUUCCAACUCAUCUGGUUCACCACCCUCCUACUAUUCUCCCUCGCCAGCCAGAGAGUGCGAGUAGCUCGAGCAAGCAUAUUGCUACAUCACUUAUGCAACACCGUCAAUCAGUUGAAAGGAAUCGCUGUGCUUUACAGCCUGUAUCUCCUGCAAGUUAUGAUAGCUCAUUGGAGGUGGCUCCUUAUAACCCAGCAGUCACUCCCUCUAGUUCGUUAGAUUUUAAGGAUAAGCUGGGUGGGUCAAGUUUUAACCUUAAAACAUCCACAGAAUUGCUCAAGGUUCUUAAUCGAAUCUGGAGUCUUGAAGAACAGCAUGUAUCAAAUAUGUCAUUGGUGAAAGCUUUGAAAAUGGAACUCGAUCAUUCUCGGGCCAAAAUAAAAGAGUUGCUACAAGAGAAAGAAACGAAUGAGCAAGAAAUGGAUAACUUGAUGAAGCAAGUUACUGAGGAAAAACUUAUCAGGAAGAAUAAGGAGCAAGAUCGACUCAAAGCUGUUGUUCAGUCAGUGAGAGAUGAGCUUGAAGAUGAGAGGAAAUUAAGAAAACACUCGGAAAGCCUGCACCGGAAGCUAGCUAGAGAUCUUUCUAAAAUGAAAUCCUCUUUCUCUAAUGUUUUGAAAGAGUUUGAAAGAGAGAGAAAAGCAAGGAUUCUAUUGGAGAACUUGUGCGAUGAAUUUGCCAAAGGAAUUAGAAAUUAUGAAGAAGAGGUGCGGUCACUAAGAUACAAGCCAGAGACUGAUCAUGUUCAUAUGGAAAAUGCUGACAGGUUAAUUCUUCAUAUUUCGGAAGCAUGGCUUGAUGAGCGGAUGCAAAUGAAGAUAGCAGAAGCACAAAAUAAUCUUGCAGAAAAGAAUACAAUCGUGGACAAGUUAAGUCUUGAUAUAGAAAACUUUCUUCAUGCUAAACGCUUCUCUGGAUCAAGGAAACAUGGUAACCUGUCUACAAAUGAGCUAAAGAAAAGCUUUUCACAUCGUCAAUCUUUAGAGUCCUUUCCAUUGAACGAAGCUGUAAGUGCUCCUCAAGAUGUUGCUGAUGAAGAAUAUUCAAGUGAUACUGAUUCACAAUGUUUGGAGCUAGACAAUAGUGCAGCAAGGAAACAAAUCAAAGGCCAUCUUCAAGAAUUGGUAAAUUCAAAUUCCAUGAAGAAGUCUGGGUCAAGGGAAAAAGUUCAGGGUCGUAACCUGCUCAGUUUGCAUGCUCAAUCCAACGUACAUACAGCCAGAAAAAAGAACCAAUUUUCAGAUUGGCAACCGGGUGAAGUACAAGGAGAUGUCUGUGGGUUUAACCAAGCAAGUUUACAGGAAACCAAAAACAAACGGGGUGGAAUGGACUCAAAUCAUGUGCUUGAUGAAUUAAUUAGAAGUCAUUCCUUGUCAUCUGAAGGCGAUAAGAUUCAUCCUGAGAGUGAUAUCAGGGAAGAUGCUUGUGUUCAAUCAUUAUACAAAGGUCAUGCUAGUCCCGUCCAAAAGUGGAUGUCAAAAUUAACAUCCCCAGAUUUUGAAAAAUCUGAAUCUUCUCUGAAAUUGCCUCGGAUGAUAAAGGAGAGUACCCUUAAAGAAAAAUUACUAGAAGCAAGGUUAGAGAGCCAGCAGUCUCGUGCAAAACCCUCAAAAGGUCCCUUUUAGUUUGUCAAGAAUGAUGGAUUCACUUGAAGUACUAACUUUCCGGUCGAGAAUUCAAGUUACUGAGAUUGUAAUGUGCAAUGUUUCAAAUAUUUUUUGUUCGAACU
Molecule: messenger RNA, 2033 nt
Organism: Pistacia vera
Lineage: Eukaryota; Viridiplantae; Streptophyta; Magnoliopsida; Sapindales; Anacardiaceae
Exons: 3
Coding region: 1-1929 (642 amino acids)
Source: RefSeq, a predicted model, not a curated record